Lachancea sp. 'fantastica' is the source of this 1767-nucleotide messenger RNA. The record is from the annotation of a GenBank genome assembly. NCBI's taxonomy places the organism in Eukaryota, Fungi, Ascomycota, Saccharomycetes, Saccharomycetales, Saccharomycetaceae.
AUGAUUGCUGAGAGCCGUCAGAAGAUCUGGGAGAUCAAUGGGGGUGACAAAAUCUCCCUGCCAAUUGUGAAGUUUCCACCAUUCAAAUUAAGAGCAGCAAUGGUGGAGAAAGAUCCGGUUAUAUGGUUACAUCUUAUAGAAACUUACAAUCAGUACUUCUCUUAUUUGAUGUCCAACGGAAGGCUGGAGCAGCUGAGUGACUCUACAUAUGAAAAUCUGUGCUUGUUUGUGCGACAUUAUCUGCGAGAACUUUCUGAGGAGGAGGGCAAACUUUUGAGUCUUGGGAUGAAUAAAGAUGUUGAAGAACAGCUACAAAUUUUGAGAAGAUGGGUAUUUUCGUUGGUCAAAGUAUGCGGUUUGCUUCACUUGCAGCUUUCUGGCGACGCUCUAUGGGAUUUUGUGAAGCUGUAUGUGAGAAAAAACCCCAAAACAGUGCGCUCGCUGGUGCAAGGAACAUUAAAGCCCGAGAUAAAUACGCAGAAAGCACUCCUUAACAGAACAUACCAGGUCCACCAGCAUUUAAAGCAGCUUGUGGAUACUUCGAAGUUUUCAAGAGUGGAUUUAAAAGCACUAGAAGGCCUGUUGUCCGAUUCUGGAAGCAAACGAACAAACUCGUUUGCAGACCAAUUUUUAACAGCAAAGUGGGUUGAGAUCAUGGAGAGCUGGUUCAAACAGGAUAAGCGGACCCUAAAGGCCACGUCUCGAGAACUAGGGAUCUUGACAUACAUGUGUGCUGGUGAAAAUCGAGUAAUUGAAGUAGUAUCGGAACUCAACAUCGCCACGCUAGAUUCGCUGCAGCUCUAUCCUUUACUGGCAGCUGUACUCUUGCAUCGCUCAUCAAGAACACAUUUCAAGGGUCUCAAGUCAAAGCUACCAUUCCUGAGACCAUUACUGGCCGAACACAAAAAGCAAAGUCUAGCGACUAUUAAAGCCGAAGAUGUAAACACUAUUUUAGAGCUUUUCCCCUUCUUGACUACGGGCCAAGCCGAGAAGAGGCUCCAGACAAGUGACGGUAAUGUGGAGGUGGCUAUUGAAAGUUUAUUCGAAGAUCCCUUAGAGUCUCAAGAGGAAUUAACAUUCGAAGACCCUGUAUCAGAACCGGUGCAAGGUUUAAAAACUACGGCAUUCGAGAGCGAGCUGACUCAAAGUGAUAAGGUCACAAAUGAGGAGGUUAACACUAAGCAUGUCCCUGACGAGGUGCGUAACAAGACUCUCACGAGGGCCUUGGCUCUUCUUUACCAGGCCGAUGAAGACGAAAAAGAUGAUACUUACGAUGACGCAGAAGCUCAGCCGGUGCGAGCCGAGGAUAAGGUUAGUGCAGAAAAUCCAUACGAUAAGAUCGAAGGGUAUUUGUGGGCAGUAUUCAAAGAAAAUCAAUCGCUGUUCGACCGCUCCAAUAGAGGAUCCAAGGUCAGGAAGGAAAUGAAGUCUGCUUCUUCCUGGUCAGAUGAGCAAAUUGAAGGCUGGGCGCGCAUGUUAGAGCGGAGUCCCAAAAGAGCACAGCUUCUUGAAGAGAAGUACAUGUUUAGAGGAAACGUUCGCGCUGGCAAGAAAGCAUUUGUCCAAAAUAAAGACGGCGCUGAUAGUGAUAAAAAUGAAGGGCGCGCUUCAAGAGAUGAGCAUAAAACACAGCCGAAGAAAGCGUCUGCUAAUGGCAAUGGGGACAAGAGUCGAUCUAAUGCCAAAAAGGAGAAGAACAAAUCGUCUAGAGCUAAUCACAACAGGAAAUCGGGACACGAUAAAAAAAUGUCCAAAGUAAUGCCUUAG